AUGACAAAUCAAACCGAGUUAAUUCAAUUGUAUAUUUUACUAUCCUAUGAAAAGUUGCAACGUUCAACAAUCAGUCAACGUCAACGACCAACAGAAGCUUCAUUACGCAAUCGUCUGUUGGUUUGGCGUUUUUUAAAAAAAAUUGAAAACGAGCCAGUAACUUGUGAUCAAGAACUUUUUACAAAUAAUCAAACUAAUAAUAUUAAUGAUGAUCUUGAUAAUAACAAUCCUUGGAUAAUUGAUUUUAACACAAAUUGUGAUGUUGAUAAUUCGAUCGAUAUGGAUAUUGAAUCUGAUAUAGUAACUGUUUUAGGUAGUAAUAAUGAAAUAAAUAAUAAUUCUACGUGUGAAACAAUGACUAUUGAUCAAACAUCAGGUGUAACUGUAUUAUUGAAACGCGCAAUUGGUGCUGAAAGAAGACAAAAAUCAUCAACAGAUAAUUUUCAUUUCAAUGAGAAUAAUAAUAAUAAUACAAAUCUUCAUCAAGUAUCAGAAACAAAUACAUUUGAAGAAACAGAGCAAUUUUUUCAUGAUCUAUGUAAUGAACUAACGAAUACUACAGCUUCACUCGUGUCAACUUCAACAACAAACGCAUUAAAUUUUUCAACAUCACCUGAACAAACACUUAUUCAUUAG
Messenger RNA from Rotaria socialis, 636 nucleotides. NCBI's taxonomy places the organism in Eukaryota, Metazoa, Rotifera, Eurotatoria, Philodinida, Philodinidae. The record is from the annotation of a GenBank genome assembly.